Messenger RNA from Cadophora gregata, 2118 nucleotides. RefSeq lists its product as uncharacterized. The record is from RefSeq and is a predicted model, not a curated record. NCBI's taxonomy places the organism in Eukaryota, Fungi, Ascomycota, Leotiomycetes, Helotiales, Ploettnerulaceae. The transcript has a single exon. The coding region runs from base 29 to 1891 and encodes 620 amino acids.
CGAUAAGAUUUCAAAGCCGUUACAAGAAAUGUCGAUCUCGGAUACCGACUUUACUGAAAUGUUGGCUGUGGCUGCGGCGGAAGAAUUUCACGAAAUGGCUUGUGAAGGGUUGAACGAGACUCGGUCCCCCAGUCCGAAGACUGACUCUUCAAAUCACACAUCUCCUAGUAAGGUGCAAAGUUCGAGCGCUUCAGAGCUGUCUGAUACUACUGCCCAGCCAACGAUGACAGUAAUGUGGAAAAGAAAGCUCGAAGCGCAUAUAAACACUGAAACAGCUCAAGGAAAUGCUAAGAGGCAAUGCAAUAUCGCAACAAUCUUCACAUCGAACAAGACCUACCAGAGUCCAUACCCGCCAAUUCAGAACACCCAGUCUCUUCCACUGAAUGAAUUCACAUCCCAAGGCAAUCGACAAGAUAAUUCGAGCACGCCACAAAGCUAUCAAACUUUUGGUCCGGUUGCUCAGCCCUCGCCUCCUGUUCAAACUCAAGUCCCUGCUGUGAACCCAAUAGGGGUCGUGGGGGGUGUGGUUUUGCCUGUAACAGAAAUUGGGCAUCACAUGUUCCAGGGCGAUGUUACAAUCAAGGAUGGACCAGUCACCCAUAAUUUCAAGGACCAGAACAUCAUGCAACUGCCCCAGCCCACAAUACACCAGGAGGAUCAUUGGAAUAACUCUCAGCAACCUGUGAAUAGUCAGACCAAUGUUCCAAAUACAUCUGGAAGUGAUGACUUUUCCAAAGUGUUUCAGUAUCUGGACUAUGACACUUAUCACCCUGCCCCGGAUACCUCUGAAAGUAUCGACUCAACCAGUGUAUUUCAGGAUUUGAACCAUGAAACUCAUCACCCUGCGUUGAACACCUUUCCUUCGAAUGUUGACGGAAGUUCUAGCCAUGUUGGACCCUCAUACAGUGGAUCUGCCAACGUUCGGACUCAAUUUCAAGAUAUGACCGAACAGUUCCCAGAUAGCCUUCUGGAACAACCUCUAUCUUCACAGCCAAUGAGCUCGACCAGGGACUUCAACAAUUACCAGCAGGGGUUCAACGACGCUUUAGAAGUGGUAAGAAAGGCCCACUGUGUGGCACCUGGUCCUGGUGGCCGGAUCGGUAACUCCUAUGAAACGAGUUCUACUGAUGAUAGUCAAAAAGUCUUUCCAGCACGAUCCCGCGGGGAAAUGCCUCGGAUUCCGCACAAUAUCUUUUCUGCUCAUCCUGUCAAGACUGCAGCAGGCUUUUUGAUUAAGACAGCUCCACAAAAUCAUACAGAGCCACACAUUCCUGGGAGCGAACUGACUCCAGUUUUCAACGAGCCCGUUCGCUUCAGAACAGCGCCAAACUAUAGUGGUAAGCACAACAUGAGCGACAUGCCAUUCCACAUAUGGCAGCAAGGUAAAGAUAUCAUUCAGUUCACAUACCAGAGUUGCACUAUUCAAGGCCGUGCCGCUCCUAGCUUGACACGUCUUUUCGAUCCAGAAGAAUUUCGAUGGCUAGGAAAACAAGCUGAAGAGGGCAAGCAAAGACACUCUCGAAAAUUGCAUCCCGUCUCCAUGGAAAAUCUGACAUACCAGUUCCGUGAAAGAUACUGCUGGGAUUUCGAAGCGGAUCUCAAAUAUAGACUCAAUGAUGUCCUUCUUAAGAUACAGAAGACACCUACCUAUUACCGAGUUACUCGUAACCAAAAUUUGCAGCCAUGGGUCGUUGGAAAGCACUGGCGGACAGUCUAUCUCCAAACUUGCUCGAAACCUUUUAAUGGAACCCCCUUCCACAAUUUGUAUUUUCUAGACUGGAGUAAGAAAUGGAUGUUCUCGGUUGCAAAUGCAAGGGGAUGCGAUCGAGAAAGGGCAUUGAAAGAGUACGACGCACAGAGGAGAAUGGCGACCGUCGGGUAUUAUGCCUGAUAUUUCGAAGUGAUCCAUGUUGGUCAUGGGGCUAAUACGUUGCUGUUCUCUGAUGGGAAUUGUUCUUGAUGUGAAAAGGGUUCAAGUUUGAUGACUAGAGCAGCAUGACGAGUAUGGGAUUAACUAUGGGUGUGGAAAGAAAGAAUGGGAAAUACAUGGGAGCCAUGACCCGUGUAUACUUUAGCACUGUUAAUAGAUUACUUUGACAAAAUGUCGUGACGGCUGCC